AUGAGUUGUAGUGACACAGUUGAGCUACAUAGAAGUAAGGGAAUACAUAAUUACAACUUGAAUAUAUGGAAUUGUAAGCAGAGAAAACAGUGGAACACAUAUAAAACCAGUGAAGACAAAGAUGAUAUUUGCUUAAAGAAUGAGUAUGAAAGAAAAAGGGGUAGUAAUGAUGAAUGCGAAAGUUACAACCAUAUUAAAAUGAAUGUUCGAUCCCCUUCAUUUAGUUGUAACAACUUAAUAAACGGAAGUGAUGUAGCCAAAAGAAACGGUAAUUUUCAGAACUCAUACGUCAAUGUGUUAUACUUUAAAAAAUUAAAAUUAAAUAAAAGAUUGUUUGAAAAAUUAAAAAAUAAGAAUAUAGUUAUAUAUUUAAAAUAUAAAGAAAGUACAUGUACAAGCAAAAAUAUAGAAAUUCGAAAUGCAGAAAUAAAUAAUUUAUAUUUAUGUUUUUUAAUUACUGAACCUUUUAUUGAAGAUGAGAAGAAAAUUAUUAAAAUUUAUAUAAAAUAUUUUAAAGAUCAUAAGUAUAAAAUAUUAUCCUUCGGAUUCGUAGAAUUAAAUUUUUUUGACUUUACUGAAAAUUUUUAUAGAAAAAAAAGUUAUAUGUUAUGUUAUGAUAAAAAUAAUAAUAAAUAUGUUUUUGGUUAUUUUAUAUUAAUUUUAGCAAACCAAAUAAAAUGGACUAUAUGUGAUAAUAGGAUUUCUUAUGAAUAUAUAAAGAAGUCUUAUUUUGUUUCUAAUAGGAACUGUUAUGAUCAUCAGAUUUUUUAUAUUUGUAAAAAAAUUGAAAAAAAUUUAUUGCAAUUAUGUGAUAGCAAUGUGGGUAAUAAGUCCAAGCUAUUCCAAAACAGAGCCUUACUAAAACAUUUCGGCGUCACGCAGAGUUGUCCGGGCACCUUUAGUUUGAGGAAGUCCAAUAGGGAGCAUCAUGAUGACGAAAUUGCACACAUGGGGAGAAGUGGACAUAUAGGGAAAAGCGAAUAUAGAGGAAAAAAUGAAGAUGGGAUAAGAAAUGAAGAUGGGAUAAGAAAUGAAGAUGGGAUAAGAAAUGAAGAUGGGAUAAGAAAUGAAGAUGGGAUAAGAAAUGAAGAUGGGAUAAGAAAUGAAGAUGGGAUAAGAAAUGAAGGUAGGGUAAUAAGUGAAGGUAGGGUAAUAAGUGAAGGUAGGGUAAAUAAUGCAGUUAGGGUGAUAAACGAAUAUAAAAUUAGGAGUGAAGAUUGGAUAAGUGGGAAAGAUGAAGGAAGGGAUCAAAAGAGUGAAAUGAGGCAAGGAGUAGAGGAUGAAGACACAAAACACGAUAACGAACGAAAUGAACUACUCGCGAUUAGUGAAAAUUGCGAAAGUAAACAAAUCUAUCAAAACUAUUUCAAAGAGAAAAGUUCAUUAAUUCAUUUGGGGGAUAUAAAAAAAGCUACCGUCUCCAUGAGUGAACAACGUAUGAGAACUGUAACUCAUAACGACAACAGAAGAGAGGAUAUCAUUAGAAAGAGUUAUUCUGAAAAGUAUUCAAACGAGAAGAAUAGAGACAGCAUUCACAUAGAAAAAUAUAACAUUUCAACUAAAUAUGAUAGUUUAAAAAAUAAAGAUAAUAUGCACUUCUUAUCCCAUUUAAAAGUACAUGACUUUCCAACCAUUGACUUGGAAAAUUUGUCAGAGCAGCAUUCCCCCAGACGUUUUGAAAGUAAUCAAAACAGUGGCAAUAACGAUAGAAAUAACAGUGCAAAUAUCUGUGGAAAUAGCUGUGGAAGUAACAGCGGAAGUAACAGCGGAAGUAACAGCGGAAGUAACAGCGGAAGUAACAGGAGUAACAUCAAUAACGAUAAUAGUAAUAACAACGGAAACAAUAAUAGUAAUAACAACGGAAACAAUAAUAGUAAUAACAACGGAAACAAUAAUAGUAAUAACAGCGGAAACAAUAAUAGUAAUAACAGCGGAAACAAUAAUAGUAGUAACAACAGUAACGGUAGUAAAAUAAUCCCAAGAAAUAGGAACGAAAUGGGCAAUAAGACGAUGGAUAACCAUACUAGUAUCACCUGCAACACGUGUAGUAAAAAUGCAAUUCCUUCGGACAUAUGCGAAAUGAAAGAUACUAUUGUCACUAAUAGGGAAGUCUACAGAGGUGAGAAUAAUGGGGAACAUACGAAGAAAGAUGAAGAUGAGUAUGUGGAUGAGGAGGAAGCGGGUGUAAAUGGGGAAGUAGCGGGUGCAGAUGGGGAAGUAGCGGGUGUAAAUGAGGAAGUAGCGGGUGUAAAUGGGGAAGUAAUGGGUGCAGAUGGGGAAGUAGCUGGUGUAAAUGGGGAAGUAACGGGUGUAAAUGGGGAAGUAACGGGUGCAGAUGAGGAAGUAGCGGGUGCAGAUGGGGAAGACGCGGACGUGGAUGAGGAAGAAGGAGAUGUAUAUGGGAAAGACACGGAUGAAGAAGACGCUGAUGAGGAGAUGAAGAACAACACACGGUAUACUUCUCAUAUAGAAAACCCUUUUGAUUUAUUGCUAUGCCAAAAACUGAAAUGUAUACUCAAUAAAGAUAUGGACAGUUUUAUAGAGGAGAUACAAUUUAUUCUUAAUCAUCUAAAAAAAAAGGUAAUAAAAAAAAAUGAAUAUUUUAUAGAGGAACUAAAAAAUGGAUAUGCAAAAGAUGUGUUCAUAAAAAAAGAUACUGUCGUUGAAAAGAAUAACAAACAAAGUUGCUUGAAAAAAAUCAAUAACAAUGAAAUAGAUGAAGAUCAAGCAAAAGAUGACAAACAGAAAGAAGUGCAACAAAAGCAAGAACAAUAUUAUAGCAUAAAAAGUGAUAUUAUCAAGAUUUUGGAAAAUUGUGUGAACACUACUUCCCUCUACAUUAAGUGUGUUUUGAAAGACAAAAAUGUAAGCUGUCAUGAAAAGGAUAUUUUCUCUUCAUAUGAUGAUAUCAUUUGUAACAUAAAAAAAGCAUUGUAUGCAUAUAUGCAACAAAAUAAGACAUCAUCUGGAGCAUAUUUAGAAGAGAUGCAUAUUAAAUCUUUAAACGGAUCACAGGAAAAGUUGAUAAAUGUAGUCAAAAAGAAAAAUGGUAAUUCUGUAAAAAAGAAAAGCAAAAAUGGGCAAACAAAAAUAUCUGAUGGGAAAGAUCUUCUUAGGGAUAUAACACCCAUACAUUUAUAUCAAUGUAGACAUUUAAAUUCUUAUAUUAGUAGUAAUGAUGAGGUUUCAUCAUCAGCAUUUUCCGACUAUAAUAACUCACCAAAAAAAAAAAUAAAAAAAAAAGGUAGUGAACAACAUCAAGUUUUUAACUAUAUCAAUAAAAACAUAUCUUCUGCUUUACAAUACUACGAAAAUAAGUGGAAGCACAAAUUGUCGGGACCAAAAAAAUAUUUUUAA
This is a messenger RNA of Plasmodium malariae, 3357 nucleotides long. RefSeq names its product conserved Plasmodium protein, unknown function. The transcript is spliced from 2 exons. NCBI's taxonomy places the organism in Eukaryota, Apicomplexa, Aconoidasida, Haemosporida, Plasmodiidae. The coding region runs from base 1 to 3357 and encodes 1118 amino acids. The record is from RefSeq and is a predicted model, not a curated record.